Molecule: messenger RNA, 717 nt
Organism: Guyanagaster necrorhizus
Lineage: Eukaryota; Fungi; Basidiomycota; Agaricomycetes; Agaricales; Physalacriaceae
Exons: 8
Coding region: 1-717 (238 amino acids)
Source: RefSeq, a predicted model, not a curated record
AUGGUCAUGCGAGUAAAGAUGGACGUAGGGUUCAAACCUCGUAGGGCCUCACUGGUACAAAUCGCGAGGGCUCCUGAGGUAAACCGAACAAAACAUCGCGGUGAUAACAGGGUCAGCUAUUCGUUUGUGGGCGUUCUCGCAGGGAGGAGAUUCGAAACGGCGGGAGGCAUCGCAUCGCAUCAGAGUGUCGAUGUGAUGCAAAGGAACCACGGACUGAAGACGUUCUUGAGAAAGAGCUACUUUCCAAGAUGCCACGGACGGUUGAAGUGGACAUCAUGCAAAGUUCAUCCGAGUGGCUAUAUACCCACUAGUCAGCGCGGACAGAAACGAGAGCCUAGACGCGAAGAAGAGUCUUCAAAAGUACUUCUUUCUGUUCGACACUGCACCGUUUGUGAGGUGUAUCCAUUCCAGGGUAGUCAGGAGAGUGAACGAGAAGGGAAGUCGAGGCGCGCACUUUCUAGUAUGCUUCGACAGUCACAUAUGCGGUCAUUGCUCGGAGAGAAAGAUGUGUUUUGUUUGCUCUACGUCGGUAGCCGGGCCGAUUUGGAGCGGUUCUCUUUGCUUUCAGCCUUCACAGCCAAAUCUGACGAGGCGCCCGGACAUCACAAAUUGGUGCUACAGAGCUUCAUCCUAUCUCCCUCUCCGACACUGCACGUUUGGAUGACAUUUUCAGUGUCACACUGUGACUUUCGGGAUAAUCGUUCGGUUGUGGAUUGA